This is a messenger RNA of Erpetoichthys calabaricus (reedfish), 4518 nucleotides long. It is a transcript of the gene prdm6, whose product is annotated as PR domain containing 6. Gene Ontology annotation, cellular component: nucleus. The coding region runs from base 91 to 1890 and encodes 599 amino acids. The transcript is spliced from 9 exons. Gene Ontology annotation, molecular function: protein binding; histone methyltransferase activity. The record is from RefSeq and is a predicted model, not a curated record. NCBI's taxonomy places the organism in Eukaryota, Metazoa, Chordata, Cladistia, Polypteriformes, Polypteridae.
GCUUGGCUGGAGAACACCUCUCAUGUCCUAUAAACAGGGAGAUUAUGGUUUAAUGGUGUGGAAUACACUUGCCGAGGCAAAGCUACUUCGAUGAUAAACUGGACGCACUUGGAGAUGCUGAAACCCGGCGAUCCCAGCGCCUCUGCUUUCCUGAAGGUGGACCCAGCCUAUAUCCAGCACUGGCAGCAGCUUUUUCCUCAAAGUCAGCUGAAGAGCGCCAGCCUGAACCCGCUGCACCCGGCGGACAGAGCGGAUCUCCCGGUGGAAAGUCUUCGUCAGCGCCCCACUUCCAUCUCGUCGAACUCCUCCUCGUCGGCUUCUACCCCGUCCUCGUCUUCCUCGUCAGCCUCCUCCACUUCCUCCUCCUCUUCUUCGUUAGCUGGGUUAGCUCAACUCAAUGUGCCCCAGAUUGCACUUUUUGGACACGCGCAGUGCACCGACAUCAUCAGCACAGCAGCACUCGGCAACCAAAGCAAAGAGCUUUGUUCAUCAUCCCAGUGCAAAAAUGACAGAGCGCCAAGGUUUAAGUUUACAUCGGAGGAGUUAGAUUAUUACCUUUAUGGGCAGCAGAGAAUGGAGAUAAUCCCACUGAACAAUCACACCAGCGAUCCCAAUAAUCGUUGUGACAUGUGCGCGGAUAACCGCAAUGGAGAAUGUCCAAUGCACGGCCCCCUGCACUCGCUUCGGCGUCUGGUGGGAACCAGCAGCUCAGCGGCGUCCGUCGCGCCCCCCGAGAUCCCGGAGUGGUUAAGGGACCUACCCAGGGAGGUGUGCCUGUGCACGAGUACAGUACCCGGACUCGGCUAUGGCAUAUGCGCAGCCCAGAGGAUACCCCAAGGCACCUGGAUCGGACCGUUCCAAGGAGCCCCGUUGCUGCUGGACAAGGCGAUUUCUGGGACAGCAAGGAAUACGCGACACCUUUGGGAGAUUUAUGACCAGGAAGGGGCAUUACAGCACUUUAUAGAUGGAAGUGAACCCAGCAAGUCAAGUUGGAUGAGAUAUAUUCGUUGUGCUCGACAUUGUGGGGAACAAAAUAUGAUGGUGGUUCAAUACAGGUCUUGUAUAUUCUACAGAGCCUGUAUGGAUAUUCCCCGUGGCACUGAACUGCUAGUCUGGUACAACGACAGCUACACUUCGUUUUUCGGGAUCCCUCUGCAGUGCAUUGCACAAGAUGAAAACUUGAAUGUCCCUGCCUCCGUGAUGGAAGCCAUGUCCAGGCAUGACACGUUACAGCCCUUUAACAAGACAAGCAAGGCUCCUUCUGCAGCACUACUGCGCUCAAUGGUUUUCCCCCAUGCUCCAUGCACAAGAAAUUUCUCGUUACUGGACAAACCAGAAGCUGGGCUCAACCAAAUGAACGUUAAGAACCAGCGAGUCCUCGCAAGCCCUACUUCGACAAGUCAGUUGAACACUGAAUUUAGUGACUGGCACCUCUGGAAAUGUGGCCAGUGCUUUAAGACAUUCACUCAGCGCAUUCUGCUCCAAAUGCACGUGUGCACACAGAACCCAGACAGGGAGAACAAGCCUGGAAUCACCUGUCUGAGGAGUUCAAAUUGGGAACAAAUGGUGGUGUAUACCCCAGAGGGCAAUCUGAUUCAGCCUUACCAAUGUGGUCACUGCUCUCAGUCAUUCUCCCAGCCCUCUGAGCUCCGAAACCAUGUGGUUACCCACUCAAGUGACAGACCUUUCAAAUGUGGCUACUGUGGUCGUGCCUUUGCUGGAGCCACCACCUUAAACAACCACAUCCGCACACACACUGGAGAGAAGCCAUUCAAGUGCGAGAGGUGCGAGCGGAGCUUCACACAAGCCACCCAGCUGAGUCGGCACCAGAGGAUGCCCAACGAGUGCAAGCCAAUAACAGAAAGCACAGAAUCAAUUGAAGUGGAUUAACUGAUUGACUAGCUGGAAUUAAACUGCAAGGAAAGUCAUGAUUAAAUGUCACGGACACUUAAGCAAAACCAAAGAUUUCCUCUGAGCAACUUUCAAUCAGUCCCAGAAAACCGAAAGCAGUAAUAAAAUAAGUAAGAUGUUAAAAGAUAUUGAUCCCAGCAUGGAUGAGAGACCGGCAGCAGGAAAAAAAAGAAAGCAGAAAUUAUUUAUGUAUGACUGGGGAUCCCGGUACGUUCAGUGAACAUCAAACCUGGGGCUGCACAGAUUUCCAAAGAAGUCCCUCUGUCUAUAGCUUUAUUUCUCAAAGCCUUUCCUAGGAAUGGCAGUUAUAACCAAAGUGAAAAGACAAACGACUGAGAGCGCACAGGAAGCGCGUCUGUAUUGGUUGCACCUUUUUUAAGCAUGUGUCUAAAGGGGAUAAGAGAUGCCCCUCUGUUUUGUCUUGAUGUGGCUAUUAUAAUGAAAUGUGAUUUUAUUUUAUUAUUAUUAUUUUUUUUUUUAGAACAGCGCUUUUAAACAGACUGAAACUCUCUGUACAAUAUAAUACCAAAGGAUAUUUAUCUUCUGUUUCUCUUGUAUGUUUUGUGCACUUUUUGAUAAUGCUGAGUUUUGGUUUUGUACACAUUACCAGCCACAGGAAUGUAUAAUAUACCAUUGCGGACGUUUCGUGUAGAACUGUGUAUCAAUGUAGACAGCUGGCAAAUCUGGAUCAGUCAGGACAAAUCAUGUAAAAAAAUUGUGGCUUCCCAAGGGGAAAAAAGUAGCUGCCAAAAUGAAACAAAUUCAUUCAAGAAAUGUUUUUUUUUUUUUUUUACCUGAGAAUACACCUUUGCAAUUAACAGAGCAAUAUAUAGAUAUAUUGUAGGUAACUGCUUUGUGACUUAUUAAAUCAAAAUUUCUUCACCAAACAGUGAAUGUUAGGCUACUUUGCCUACUAUGUAAAAAUAAUGUGAAUACGGUGGCCUAAAGGCAAUUAUUGUGAUUUCAUUUUUUAACUGAGUUCAGAUUAAUAAACCAACUUUCUAUGUCAGAUGCCAUUAUCAGGAAUAUGCACUACAAAUACCAGAUUGCCAAAGAGUUUGUAGGUAAUUGCAGUCAAAAUAUCCAUGAUGUCAUCUUUGAGUGUACCAUUGAUAGUUGUUGCUGGAAUACAAGUGACUCUUAUUUAAGCUACAUUUUGCCCUUGGCCCGCCCCUCUCAUUAUUAUACAUUAGGUUCACCUGGAAAGGGUGUGGCCUCUGCACAAACACAGAAUCCUUGGAAAAGCUGAAAAGUCACUUGCUAUUUGUACCCACUAGAACGGCAGAUCUACCAUCAUCUACCUUGUGAAAAGUACAACAAAGGGGCCUGGAUUCUACUAAACAGACAUACUGAUCAGGUAAUGCCAGCAAUGUUGAAGAUGUGGUGAGUUCUAGCAUACCUUGCAAGAAAUCUGCUGAUCUGUUUUACAACAGAAAGUUAUCAUGAUUUCUGAUGCAUGAACCUUGAGAUGCUUUCACUUUGUAUAAGGUACUGGUAACAUUGAACAAACUAAAGAGUUGGGAAUCUGUGCCUGUAUGCUCUGUUUAUUGUAUUUAUUGAAUAAGUAACACAACUUGGGAGAUUAAUGUAAAAAUAUCUGGAUGCAAGGUGUCAUAAUUGUUACCAAAAGUCAUUUUAAAUAAAAGUUAGGUCUAUUCAUUUUUAUAAAUAGAUGUAAGGAUUUCCUACAUAAUGCCAAAGCAAACUAUUUCUGUAAAUGUGCUAUUAAUAGUUAGAAUGGUUUGUUUCACCCAGUCAACAUCAGCAUAUAAAGAUAUACUGAAAUAAGAAAGGUGUGGAAAAUGUCACUAAAUGUGAAAAUCUAACUGUCCAUAUGAAUUUUAAACUUAUUCCAGUUCACUGCCAAAAACUGCAGUAUGGGAAAAAUAAGCACAAUUGUAUUUGUUAUACUGUAUGUAGCAGACGUUCAUCAAAAAAGAGCUCUAAUUUUAAGAAUUUCAAUUGUCCAGAUGAAUCCAUGAUUGUAAAGGCACAGGAAGAUGUUUUGAGGCGGUGGCACUUCCCCUGCUGUUUCGAAGGGUGGGCAUCUGUGACUUGUAGUGGAAUGAGGGUGUGCCAUUCUAAUCCUGUAAAAUGCAUUGAGGUAACUGCACUGCACAAUAUUGUAUUGUGGUGGGGACAUAGGGUUAGUUUGGCACAAUUUUCACUUAAAAUGGGGGAGCUAUUGCCAUCAUAUCACCAUGCUGUCUGUGCCUUUGUACAACAGGGCAACCGAGUUCAGUACACAGGAGGCUGUUUCAUGAGUAUAACCAAACACAACAACAACGGCAGCAAUUUAUUUCUUCUUUAACCCAAAAUCACAAAAGGAGUGCUGCAAACACCUCGUGUAUAUUGACUUCUUGUUUUCUAUUUCUGCUGUCAUACUGUAGUUCUGAAUUAACCAAUAGUAGGUACAUUCAGGUUGUGAAACUUUGCAUAUAUAUACACGAACACAUAAGUAUGUAGCAGUAGAGGCAGUACUGUCACGUAUACAGAGUACAAUGAAACUGUUACUAUCACAUCCAACCAACAUGAAACUGUAGUGUCAGGGAAAGGAGUGUCAGUAAACAUUUUAUGAGAAAAAAAUCAGGAACAAAGACAUAGCCG